Diaporthe citri is the source of this 333-nucleotide messenger RNA. RefSeq lists its product as uncharacterized. The record is from RefSeq and is a predicted model, not a curated record. NCBI's taxonomy places the organism in Eukaryota, Fungi, Ascomycota, Sordariomycetes, Diaporthales, Diaporthaceae. The transcript has a single exon. Bases 1 to 333 code for a protein of 110 amino acids.
AUGCGCGUACGCGGGUGUGGGGCGGUCCGAAUCAGGGGUGGUCCAAAUCGGGUGAGGGGACGUUAUCCCGUGCAAGCUGGUUCGGAGAACAGUGAUAGAGUCCACGGAGCGCCCGAUGCUGAAGUCGACGAUGACCCGGCAGAAGUGGAGCUGGAAGACGUGGCUGAGGUUUUUGUGGCCGUUGAAGAUGAUUCAGAGGAUACCGAGCUAGCAGUGGACGAGUUCAAGCUCGUGGAGGUCGCAGCCAUGGGUGAGGUCGAGUUGCUCGCAGUCAGAGUCACGGUUGAGAAGCCUGACCACCCGCUCGGCAGGUAUGUGGGAUCAGAUGUGUAG